CCCUUCCCUCAUUUCCCCUUUUUUUCUGUAUUCCCUGUCCCUGCCUCCCUCACACUCACGCUUGCUGCUCUCUUUAUCUCUCUACCGCUCUCUCUCUGCUCCGGCACUGCAGUGCUGAUUGUGAUUGCACACACACACACACACACACACACACACACACACUGGAGCUUUGCUGAGAGGCGAGGACUGCAGCAGCAUGCACCAACGGUGGUUGAGACGUUGGUGGACUGAGGAGAGAGCCUCAUGCAGCGUGCAUCUUUUGCCAUGGAUGGAGUGAUGCAUUUGAAGAGCAGAUAGCUUAUGUUAUCCGACCUCCUCUGCACUGCCUCUGCAUCCCGUUCCCCCCUGCUCCUCCCACUCUAACUCUUCCUCCUCCUCCUCCUCCUCCUGUCUACUGCUUCACUAGACAGGACUAUAGAUUGACCGGGACUAGCGAGCGGCGGAUGAUCAGGUUUGCUCCGGCUGAAAGAUUCCUCUAUGGCGAUGCUAAGACUGCAUCUUCUGCUUCUGAUGCCUGGAUUUUAAUUGACAUCUGAGUCGAGAAGAUAACGCCCCACCUGCAAAAUAUAUCGGAUGUGUGUGUCGCCCCUAACCAGCAUUGUCAUUAGCUCAUUUCCUUGUUUUUGCUGGGUGUUUUUGCCUUUGCUGGCUAGCAGGCACUGCAGCAUCAGGACCGCAAGACCCGUGAACUAGUAGGGCAUGAGGACCCAGGGGCGAUCCAAACGAAGGGCUUGAGUGCUUCUAUUGCUGCCACUGCUGAGGUGCUUAUCUUGAUUUUUUUUUUCCUCCAGAAUAGGGUGUCUGGUGUGGUGGUGGUGGGGGGGUGAGAGCACAGGUAUCCAGGCCCCUGCAGAGCAGAGCAGGGUGGUCUGGUGCAUAGAAGAAGGAAGCAGGACGUCCUGUGGGAAAGGACCAGCUCGAGCCUUGGCCUCCUGAUGGUGGCUAUUUUUGUCUCCCCUAGCUGAGUGACUGGGACAGCGGGUGGAAGAGAAGAUGCUUAUGGCCCGAGACACGGCGCGAGAUGAGGCUCAAAAGCUGCACAGGAAGUGGCUGAAGCACCAGGCCUUCAUGGCAGAGCUGGCCCGCAACAAGGAAUGGCUGGCCAAGAUAGAGCAGGAGGGUCAGGAGCUUAUCCAGGAGAAGCCGGAGCUGCGCACGGUAGUGCAACAGAAGCUGGAAGAGAUCAGAGAGUGCUGGUCAGACCUGGAGACCACGACCAAGGCCAAGGCUCGCCAGCUCUUUGAGAACAACAAGCCGGAGCCAGCAGUGAAGAGCUACUCGGACCUUGACAACCAGCUUUCCCACUUGGAGCAGCAGCCCCCCCAAUUAGAACAGGCUCACCAUCUGCCCACCUUCAAUGAGCAGCUCCAGAAAUUCCAGGCCAUGGAGUCCCAGUUUGGAGACCUUUACAAGGAUGUGGAGGAACUGAGUGGCUUGCAGGGGGUUUGCCUUCCCCAGCGAGGUCUGAUGGCGGGUGACAAGGAGGGUGGUGAGCAGUCAGGCGUGGUAGAGACCCGCAUUGUGCGCCUCAUUGAGCCCCUGAAGGAGAGACGCCGCAUCUUGCUGGCCUCCAAAGAGAUGCACCAAGUCGCUCAGGACCUGGAAGAUGAGAUGCUGUGGAUUCAGGAGAGGCUUCCCCUGGCGUCCUGCAAAGAGUAUGGGAGUAACCUGCAGAGUGUACAGCAGCAUGUAAAAAAGAACCAGACCCUCCAGAGGGAGUUGGCAGGGCGGCGAGCUCGUGUUGAGGAGGUUCUGGACAGGGCAGGAAUUAUCGCAUCGCUGCGCACUCCUGAGGUGGAGUUUGUGCGUGAAGGGGCCGGCCAUGUGCGGCAACUGUGGGAGGUGUUGCAGCUGGAACAGGAAAGGCGGUCUGUCAUCCUGGACGCAACACUGCAGGCUCAACAGUACUACAGUGAAGCAGCCAAAGUGGAGUCCUGGCUGUCAGGUCAGAAGCUCCAGCAGGUCAAUGAAGAAAAAGGCACGGAUGAGGCGAGCACCCUGCAGCUGUUGAAAACCCACUUGGCUCUGGAGCAAACUGUGGAAACAUAUGCAGAGACAGUGGGCAUGCUCUCCCAGCAAUGCCAGCACCUGCUGGAGCUCGGACACCCGGAGAGCGAGCAGAUCACGAAGCAGCAGUCCCACAUAGAUCGGCUGUAUGUGUCCCUGAAGGACAUGGUGGAGCACAGAAAGACCAAGCUGGAGCAGCAGUAUUGGCUUUAUCAGCUCAACAAGGAGGUGGAGGAAUUAGAGAAAUGGAUCACCGAACGCGAGACGGUGGCAAGUUCUACCGAUCUCGGCCAAGACUUGGAGGAUGUUACGAUGCUUCAAGAGAAGUUCACCAAAUUUGCCUCAGAAACAAACAACGUUGGUCAGCAACGGAUGGAGCAGGUGAACAAAAUGGUGAAUGAAAUGAUUGACUGCGGCCAUUCGGAUGCGGCCACCAUCGCGGAGUGGAAGGAUGGACUGAACGAGUCGUGGGCAGACCUCCUGGAGCUGAUGGAGACCCGCAGACAGAUGCUGGCAGCAUCCAAACAACUGCACAAGUUCUUCACUGACUGCAAAGAGGUUUUGGCUCAGAUCGCAGGGAAGGUGAAGCAGCUGCCAGAGGUGAGGGCGUGCCAAGCCAACAUCACCAAUCCAGCCACCCUGCAGAGACUCAUGCACUCUUUUGAGCAUGCCCUUCAACUGUUAGUUACGCAGGUACGACAGCUACAGGAGAAUGCUGCACAGCUGCGGACUAUUUACGCUGGUGAGAAGGCUGAGGCAAUUCUGCUCAAAGAGCAAGAAGUGAUGGAAGCCUGGAAGGAACUGCUGAGCUCUUGUGAGGCCAGUCGCGUUCAGGUCACCUCAGUCACGGACAAAGUGCAGUUUUUCUCAGUGGUGCGUGAAAACCUCAUGUGGAUGGAGGGCAUUAUGGGCCAGAUCGGGUGGGACGAUCCCAGAGAUCUGACUUCCCUGGAGAUCAUGAUGAAGCAACACCAGGAGCUGAAAGCCAAAAUAGACGGCCGCAGCAAGACCAUUCAGCAGUGUGCAGAUCUCGGCAAGAUCCUAAUAGCUGCUGGUAACCCUGCAACAGAGGAGAUUAAAGAGAAGUUGGACAGUCUUUUGGCCAAACAGAAGGAUCUGGUUGAGAAAUGGGACAAACACCAGGAGAAGUUACAGCGCAAACUCGAGAGGUUCCAGUUUGCCCAGGAGACCGUAAAGGCGGAAGCCUGGCUGAAGGCCAAGGAGCCUCUGAUCACCUCCAAGCAGACAGAGGGAGGAGAGGCCCAGGUCCAAACUGACGAGGUUGAGCAGCUCAUCCUUCGCCAUGAAGCCUUCCGCAAGGCUGCUGUAACCUGGAAAGAACGCUUCAGCUCUCUCCGUCAGCUUUCCGCAGCUGAGAAGAAAAAAGAGGAAGAGAAAAAGACGCCACUUUCCAGUCGAAGGAUGUUCCCAUUAUCAUGUCUGACUCCAUCUAGUCCUUCAUCCAGUUCAACUCCAUCUUUCAUGAGGCAGAUGGUACAGGCCCAAAUAGAACCCACACCCUUACAGACCAGUGUGGAACUGGGUGCCACCAAUGCAACCCAGAGGUUGUCCUCGACGCUUGCCAGCUACAACCCAGUCAUAAAUGGAUCAGGCUAUCAUGGACUGGAGUCGCACUGUAGUGGAAAGUUGGUAAGCUCCUCCUACCUUGGAAUGAACCACCAGGCGAUUGGAGGUGGAAGUGACUCUGCUUUUUCAGCGUUACCAUCCCAUUGUGGAGGCCCGGACCCUUCAACUUACCUUGGGAUAAACAAUCAAAUACCUGACAGUGCAGAGAACUCUGGAUACUUUGGGCUGUCUGCUGGCUGUGUGGGAGGUUCUGGCUACUCGAUGCAAAGCCAUCCAGGCAGUAGCAGGUUAGGAAGUUUGGGUAACCUGACUCAGGAGCAAGGUAGUGCAGGAAUGGGCAAUCCUGGGUUUCUUCCUCAGCAGAAUAUGGGAAGUUCCGGCUAUUUGACACAACAAAACGUGGGAGGUUCAGCUUACUUGACACAACCACAAAACAUGGGAAGUUCGGGGUACUUAACGCAACCACAAAACAUGGGGAGUUCUGGAUACUUGGGGCAGCAGCCCAAUUUAGGGAGUUCAGGAUAUCUUGCCCCGCAGCCCAAUUUAGGUAGUUGUGGAUACCUAGCGCAGAAUUAUCAUAGCAGUGGAGGAAUGGGUAGCUCCGGCUAUCUUGCACAAAAUCAUUAUAGCAGUGGAAGUCUAGGUAGUUCUGGUUACCUAGCACCAAGUGGUGGCAUCAUGGACCCAAAAAUGGCCUACGCAUGGCAACACCUGAAGGCGGACUUCAUGCAACCCAGGAUCAAUCACAUUCACAAGGCUGUAAAUCCCCUCCUCGAGGCCAGCAGAGUACAGCGGGAGCAGUAUGGCGAUAUCCCGAUGGCAGACAUGAUGGGGCCGGAGUCAGGACUGGAGCUCCUCCACGGCCGUCUCCAGAGGGAUCCCCGUGGCAGUCGCUCGGACCCUCAGAUGGACCACCUGCGGCGAGAGAGGGAGUACAAAUUGGGUCGACAAACUUCCAGCGAACAGGAGAUCCAAGCCAGGCUGAAUGAGCUGCCGCUGAUUGUGCGUCAGGAGCGGUACCGGAGACGCCUGGAGAGACAAUCGUCCAGUGAACAAGAGGGCAGUGGCAAGCAGAGGCUUCAACGACAGGACUCGAGUGACCUGGAGGGAUCCAUUAAAGAGGGCUCAGACAAACGCUCAGGGGAGAAGAGAUCUACUAUGGCAGAGAUUGUAGAACAAGUCCAGGAGCGAGAAGCAGCACAUGCCAGAGGAGAGCCGUAUCGGCCUCCAAGCAGCCUCUCUGCACCAGUGACUCGUUUCGAUGGACGCCCUCGUGCUCGAGACCGACCCAAACCAAGGAGGAGGCCCCGUCCGAAGGAGCCUGAGGAAACCCGUCGCUCUCGCUCCGCUCCUGCCACUGGUGCCCCAACGACACCUCAGCCGCCUUCACACACAGCACACAAUGAAGGCUUCCUGUAUCGCAAAAAGGCCACCAGCUCUGACCUUGAAGCUCAACAGAGGAGCCCCACCAGCAAAUCCUGGGUGAAUGUAUAUUGUGUGCUGAAAGAGGGCAAGAUGACCUUCUAUAAGGACGCCAGAAACCACAACACAACAUACAAUGGAGAGCCUUCUGUUGACCUUUCCAACUGCUCGUUUGAUCCUUCAAUGGGGUACAAGAAGAAGAAGAACGUCUUCAUUCUUCAAGUCAACGAUGGAAAUAACUUUGUAUUUCAUGCAAAAGAUGAGGAGGAUCUGAAGGCGUGGACUUCCAGCAUCACCACCUGUAUAUCUGAGCAUGAUGCCAUGGCCAUGUGGGACAAGCCCGUCACCUCCGGCAUGGACGCCGACCGCUCAGAGAGGAAAGAGAAGUCUGAGGGGGAUGCAGACGCCAGGUCAGAGAGAUCGGAGCUGGUCGGGGAGGAGAGGUCUGAAAAGGAGAGGUCAGAGAAAGGGGACGGCUCCGACAAGUUAGACACAUCAGAAAUUGCUGACAAGUUGGAGGGUGGGGCGGGGGGCUCCAGCACAUCUGGACGGAGCAAAUGACAAUUGGCAUACGUGGUUGUAUGAAUGGAAAGCAUGUUUGCAGAGCCUCAGUCCAAGAGCUGGGACAGCUGAGGCCACAGCCCACGGACAUGACUACUCUAACUGUGACUAACUCAUCUCUCAGACCCUCCCCUUCACCUGUGGCAGUGCAUCAGUGCUUGCAUUGUGCCACCUGCUGGUAGGUGGAGGCAAGGGGAGGGGAUGAAGGUUGUCGUUUAAUCUCUUGGAUUCAUCUUUCCGUAUGUUACAAUGACUGAUGAUGCCAUGUCUGUCUGUCUCGACUCACCCGAGAAAGAGAUGUUCACAAUAAUGAAAAAAAAACUUUUGAAGCAAUAUACUUUUUUAUGUUCUCUCUAAUAGUGAGAGAUGAAAGCAAAUGAAACACAAAGUAGUUGCAAAUGUGAACUCAAAUGAUUUGAUAUGAUUUCUCAUCCACACGAGCUUACCCGAGGCAGUCUUGCACCUUAAGACACUUACAAAAACACAAAAUCUCCAAGACGUGUGUUCCCACCACAUGGAAAUCAUACAUUAUGUUAUUAGCCCCUUUUCCACCAAAAUCACAGGAACACGGGAAUCUGUGGGUUUGCUUUUCCACCGCACGGCAAAGAUCAGGGUCAUUCAUUUCAACCAGGCAUGGGGGAGUACGAAUGGUUCUACACUGAUGGCGUGUAAAUAAACAGACAAUUCAGUCUAAGUCUUAUUAUUGGUGAAAAGUGCAGUUUCUAAGAGAAAUGGGUCAGUUUAUGCCGACGUGUGUUCAUGCGUAACUUCAUCAUUAUCGCUAAGCAGCGUGAAACGAAACGGCUGAGAGUCCUUGAAAGAAGGUGGGUGGCAGAACGGUGGGAGGGGCAACGGGAAAGUGACCACCACUUACAUUCAAAGGUUCUUUCUUCUUUCGUGGUAGACUUGACAAACAAAAUGCAAAAUGGUCAACAUGGUGAAAGCUAUUUUCGGUUAUGUUGAUUUCAUAGGGUUCUACAGGUGGUCCACGACUUCUGUUCCUGGACACCUUUAGUCUAAGUCGGAUCUUCUACCUAAAUUAACUCCCAAGUCAUUCACAUGUACAAAGAACACAUGAAGGAUAUAUUAAAUCCAGGAAUAGAAUGAAAUGGAACAGUAAUAAUGUGGGUGUCUUCCAGGCCUUUCUACCUUUGAUUAUAUUGUCCGUGCAGCUAAGCGACACGCAAAAUUCGUGCGUAUUAAAUAUUGUGCUCGUGCAUGUCAUCAUACACACGCUGGCUUGCGACGCAAUCGCGGAAAGUUGAAAAACGUUCAACUUUUCAUCGCUGUCGCCCAGACGAGGACCAAUCAGUGGGCGUUUUAUGAACCAACCAAUGAGCGGAGAGGAUGCUAUUCAGCAAAACCUGCUGUGUCAGAUUUCCCGCAGCUAUUUGACAUUUAUAAAAAAGAAUAUCACGACAUAAACAAAAAAAAGCAGCGGUAAUGGGAACUUGCUGACGGUAGAGUAAACAUACCAGGUAAGUUUACAUUAAUUGGUGUAAGCUUAUCCUCAAUACUAGCAAGAGUACUCUAUCAACAUGGCCGCUUUUUCUCCUUCAAACUGCCGUAAUUUCAGGUGUAUAAGCCGCUACUUUUUCCUUAAACUUUGAAUCCUGCGACUUAUACAGCGGAGCAGCUAAUUUAUGACCAUGUGCUAAUCUCGUGACAUCUCAUAUACUUCAGAACUACUACUAAUCAUUCGAAUACUGUGCUGCUCGCGAGUUGGUGAGGAAACGGUAGCUCUUUCUUUGGCCGGAGCCAAUCACAAGCUGUAAGGGAACUCCCGACAAGUUUGUCAAACUAUUGGAAAUCGCCAAAGGUCAUUACUCAAUAGAACAGUCUGACUCACGAUGUCAUAUUCAUCGUAUUGGUACAUGUCUUGUAUAUUUCUUAGGUAUACUUUUUGAGUGUUAAGUUGCUGUGUGAUGAUUUUAGCUUUCCAUCUAAGACGACACCGUGAGUCAGACUGUUCUAUUGAGUAAUGACCUUCGGCGAUUUCCGAUGGGUUGACAAGCUCGUUCUGAGUUUUCUCACAGCUCAUGAUUGGCUCCUCUCAAAUAAAGAGCUGACUGGUCCUCAUGGACUCGUACUCGCCACAAUGUCUUUUUAUGAGGUGGACAUGUGCGGCUUAUAGUCCGGUGCGGCUUAUUUGUACGAAUAUGUUUUUCACACUUACACACCGGAAAUUAUGGUACUUUGAUAGGAGGCUCGUAAUUUGCUCUGGUUGUGAGCGUGUUGCUCACCGGUGCUACGUGUUGGCGAGGAGUUUCUCCAAUCGCAGCCAUUUGUCGCCUCCCAUGUUUGGAGCCCAUUAGGCCAAUCUUCGGCCAAAACCAUUGGCACCUUUGGCAUGCCAACACUUUUGGCCAUAACUGCAUUUUCCUCUGUAAAUACGCUUAAAAGAGUCGUCCGUUCACUUCCUUUCUUUUGCUGUCUUUUCCAAAUGAUUAAAAAGAAGCUUGUAAAAAUGAAAUAAACAAGUCUGCAGGCGCACACUAGCUUAAACAUGGUGGAUGAAACAAGGGUGUUCCACCCAUUACUUCCCCAUAAAAAUUCCUGGAACUUGUGCAAGAGACUACCUGGAACUGGAAAGUUUGAUAUCGGUGGAAACGCAGUGGGGGGUUUUGAAAGUUCCUGCAGUGGAAAAGGGGUUAAUGUAAAAAGUGCUGGUGUUACCCACCUAGCUUCUUGGAUGUUAUAAAUAUGAAUUACUAUUUUUUUGAUCCAUGAAAAAAAAAAAGGGAGCUCUCCAUGAAAUGAUGACGGUAAAAAUAUUUGACACAAUGCCUUUGUACACAUUACCGAAAGCUGAACACUGCAUGAAAUAGUCUAUUAGUGCACUUGUUAAACCUUUUUUUGUUCUGAAAAUCAUUUUGGGGAAUUGCAAUAAUGUAGUGCGAGGAGACAUUUUGCAGUCACGGUCCACGACUCACAAAGUAAGAUUGUCUUCCAUCCUCCCUUACCUGCUGGAUGAACGAUGAGCAAGCCAAGCGGCCCCCUUUGUUUCUUCUCGUAUUUACUUUCCAGGCUCUGACAUGUUCUCACCGCUGGGUUUGUGAAGCGCUCUGUAAGACUGUGGCGAGUUUUAUUUGGAAGUCCAACCAGAUUCUCAAUUACCAACAGUGUUAAAAAUGCAAAUCUGCUGUGGUUUAAGUCAUGAAUUGUAUAUACCUCUCUUUGUAUGUAUAUCAACAAACCCUGUGCUCUAAUAAAACAGUACUCUGACGUAAAA
This is a messenger RNA of Dunckerocampus dactyliophorus (ringed pipefish), 8809 nucleotides long. RefSeq names its product spectrin, beta, non-erythrocytic 4a (gene sptbn4a). The record is from RefSeq and is a predicted model, not a curated record. Bases 994 to 5577 code for a protein of 1527 amino acids. Gene Ontology annotation, biological process: actin cytoskeleton organization. Gene Ontology annotation, molecular function: actin filament binding. The transcript has 19 exons. Gene Ontology annotation, cellular component: plasma membrane; cell junction; cell projection. NCBI's taxonomy places the organism in Eukaryota, Metazoa, Chordata, Actinopteri, Syngnathiformes, Syngnathidae.